Brugia pahangi is the source of this 615-nucleotide messenger RNA. The record is from the annotation of a GenBank genome assembly. Lineage: Eukaryota; Metazoa; Nematoda; Chromadorea; Rhabditida; Onchocercidae.
AUGAGUCAAGAAGACACCAGCGAAUACUUUGAAAGAUCUAAACUCCAAGAACUGGGAGAAUGGACUAAGAAACAAAAUGAAUUACUGCGUGCAGAUAUUUUGAAAGAACAACAACGUUCGGGAGUGGAUGAUUUAGAGGACUCUCUUUUGAUUGAUCCAGAAACCUUUGAAUCCCCACCGAGAUUCAAACCUAGCCCCAAAAAGGUUCCUCAUCAAACAAAGAUGAAAUCUCAUUCAGACACCAAAAAAACAUCAGUGCACUCGUCUUCGAAAAAACCGAUUCCAGUUAACAUACACAUCCCACCAAGUUUAAGUGCGUCUAAAGAGUGUGCAGAUCUGGUCAAUGAUAUAUUUAGACAGCUUGAAGAACUUAAGAUAUUAACCAUCGAAGAAGUAAUGUUUGAAGAGGAUAAUAUAGAAUACAAAAUCAAACGCAUCAAUCAACUGGCCUCUUCUCCAUCUUCAGAAUCUUCCAAUCCUGACAUCAAAUCUGCAUUAACAACAACCACUGCUUUUGAAGAAGCUAAAAUGACGACUUCACAACGUUCAGAAUUCUACAUGUUGCAGAAUAAAAUCAGAAACAUCCUGUCCAGUAAGCCCAAAUCUAUCCAUUAG